CAUGGAAUUGACACUCCUAGAGGGGCUACCAUAGAUGGCCGAGGAAAGCUCCUUCCUGUCUGCCGCCGAGCCCGCGACUCGCUCCGGAGGAGGGCCGAAGAAGAAAAGGCAGUGCAGGUAGCAAGAGGAAAUUCUGUUAUCUGAAAGACGGCAAUUAGAAAUUUUUGCCGCUUUGCUGCUUUCCGUCCAAACAGUUUUGUUGAAUGAUUCUUUUAGGCUGUUGAUACUGGAAAGAUCUAAAAAAAGACUUCUGCGGUGGUCCUCAAAGAUUGAUGCUGAAAAAGAAAAAGGGAAAAUAAAAUAAAGCUAGUCUCUGCGGUGGAAAUGGCCGUCACACACAAAACGGAGGCAACCAAGUGCCUCCUAAAAGAAAACGUAGAUCCGGAAAUAAAAAUGGAAACGCAGUCUUCCUCGGGCCUUCAAUCCGGAGAAGGAAGGAAAAGAGAGGAUUUCCCAGAAACUGGGAAGAUUAAGCAGGAGUUUAUCCAUCAGGUGAAACAAGAGCCAGAAGAAGGACCAUCAGGAAAUUGGGAUGCCCAACUGCAGGAGUUUCUGAAGACGCUGCAGGCUCCCGAUUCUGGCAGAGAAAGCCCUUCGCUGGCCUGGAAUGACCCUAAAGCCACUCAGGUGCUCUCUCAGGGGAUGAGGGAUGCUAGCAACUGUCCCAGAGGAGUUUGGAUGACUCAGGCCCAGCCGCACCUGGCCGUUGAAGCCCAGCGGGACUAUGAGAGUUCUCAGGAAGCCGCAUCCGGCGGGAGGGGGCCGAAGGGGGCAGUGAGUAGCGGGCCUGGGGCCAGGUUGGAGAAACAGCGCCAGCAGUUCCGGGAGCUUUGUUACCAAGAGGCCGAAGGGCCACGCAAACUCUGCAGGCAUCUCCAAGAACUUUGCCACGAGUGGCUGAAGCCGGAGAAACACACCAAGGACCAGAUCCUGGAUUUGGUGACAUUGGAGCAGUUCUUGGCCAUCCUGCCUUCGGAUAUGCAGAGCUGGCUGAGAGAAAACACUCCGAGGACCUGCGCCCAGGCCGUGUCCCUGGCAGAGAAGUUCAUCGUGAGGCAGCAGGUCAAAGGCUGGAGCAAGCAGAUGAUGGGGAUGAUGGACGGGGAAUCUGAAAAGCCCCCCAAAGGAAACCAAGCUCUGUCGGAAAUGGUGAAGGCACAACUUUUUAGAGAAGCCAAGCAGGAAGCUGGAGGGGAUGCAGGCUCUCCAGCCGAUGGUUGGCUUGAGCCACAGAUGACAUCGCUGAAAACGGCUAGAGAGAAUUACUUCCUGGCUCCAGGUAAACCGGAUGGGAAUCAACAUGGAGCCGAGCAGCAGGACAGAAACAAAAGCGAGGCUGAGACCGACGAGCCGGGUGGGUCACAAGGGUUUUUCCAAGCUGCUACUGAAUCCUCCUUCCUCAACACCAAGGCGACCUACGAUGCAGGGAGCCUCGGCCAAAGCCCCCACCUCGAUGCGUGCGAGAACCCUGACCCGGAGGAGAAGUGUUACAAGUGUUGGCAUUGCAGCCAGACCUUCGGCAGCAGCUCGGAUCUCUUGACCCACGAGAGGACCCACGUGGCCGAGAAGCUCUACAUCUGCUCCCACUGCGGAGAGAAGAAAAGAAUCCGUGCUGGGCAGUUCUCUCACAUCUGCUCCCACUGCGGGAAUAAUUUCAGCUGGCUUCCCAAAGUGAAGCUCAGCGCCGAUCAAGAGAAAUGCUUCAUGUGUUCGGAAUGCGGGAAAUGCUACCUUCGGCAGACAGACUGCCUCAAGCACCAGAAAACCCACACCGGAGAGAAACUGUACGUUUGCACAGCCUGCGGGAAAAAAUUCAUCUCGUACACCUCUCUCAAAGUGCACCAGAUGGCCCAUCGAGGGCAAGACACUUUCCACUGUUUGCACUGCGGGAAAUCCUUCAUGUCCAGGACACACCUGUUGCUGCAUGAACUGAUCCACAAGAACAGCUGCUCGUACUGCGGGAAAAACUUCAGCCGAAAAUCAGAACUGUGCGAACACGAGAAAACUCACAGCGCCACAGAGUAGCUGCUUUGCCUUCCUUUUAACUGUAGGAAAACAUUUUCUUGAACCGGUUUGAAGGGCCGGAGAGACACCUGAUCUCUUGAAAGCCUUAGAUGGGGUCGCUAACGAGCUCCCAAGUUUUAUUACCCAGGAUUUUUUUUUUUUAAUACGGCAAAAGUAAGAAAGCAAGUCAAAACUUUUUACUAGAAAGUCAUUGUAAAAGGGCUGUGCGGGGAUUCCAAGUCGCUGUGUUUUAUAAGAGUAGGAACGCAGCAGGUCUCUCUAAUUGCGUAAAGCUGUUUUUGUCUUCAUAGGAUGCGGUGCCAGCUGGGAGGCAACUGCCUUGUUGAAAGAAAAAGCAUAGCUGCUUUGUAGACAGUUGCCACAUUGGCGCUCCAAAUUUGUUUUUCAGUGAUCAGAUCCCAAAUCAAACUGCAGCUAUUAUCUAAACUUGGUUGUAAUUAAAUUUAAAGACAAACUAAGUCAAACGGAGCAUUUUCAUGCUCCCAAAAUAACAUGUUAUUUUUUUAUAGAGCACACAAGCAGCACUCCAAGCUUGGGUCGGCCUUAGGGGGAAAAAACCAAAUCAUAGAUGAAUUUUUGUUACAGAAUCAUAGGGCUGGAAGGGACCUUGAAGGUCUAGCUCAACCCCCUGCCCGGUGAUGAUUUCAUCUAAAAAGAAGCAACACCUUUUUGAUGUUGCUAUAAAAAGUAGUUUUGUGAACCACGUUUAAAUGCAAAAUUACUAAAAAAAAAUUAUUAAAGUAGGAUUUACAUGUUCAAAAUGUUUGCAGAAAGUGAGGUAUAUUAGUGAAAGAAAGCCCUUUGGCCUCUGAUGGCACAGCGUAGUAAUAUCUUCAUUUAUUUGCCCGGAAAUGUUUUAUGGAAAAAUGAGAAGACAGACAGGAGCUGAUGCCACAGGUCUCAUGUAUUUUUAAAAAAGAAAAAAAAUGAAGCCUUCCCCAGCCCCGAACCAGAUGUUUUGAAACUACAGUACCCAGAAUUCCUAGCAAGGAUGUUCCUUGCCAGUAGUUAGACAAUUCUGUGAGUUUCCAACAUAGAAGUUCUUUCUUUCUUUCUUUCUUUCUUUCUUUCUUUCUUUCUUUCUUUCUUUCUUUCUUUCCUUCCUUCCUUCCUUCCUUCCUUCCUUCCUUCCUUCCUUCCUUCCUUCCUUCCUUCCUUCCUUCUCUUUCCCUCUUUUCCUCAUUCCCUCUUUUUUACUUUUUAAUUUUUUAAUUUAUAUUUUACAUUUCUGAAUUGCCAAGUUCCUUCAAAGAGGGGCAUCAAAAUAUAAAACAGUAUACAACAAUUAAAAUGUUAAAAGUUAAAAUCUUUCUUUCUUUCUUUUUCCUCCUCUUUCCUUCUUUCCUCUUUUUGUUUUUAAUUUAUUUACAUUUUGCAUUUCUGAACUGCCCAGUUCUCUCAGAGGAGCAUUAAAAUAUAAAGCAGUAUAUAAGAAUUAAAAUGUUAAAAGUUAAAAUGUUUAUCUUUCUAUAUCUAUCUAUCUAUCUAUCUAUCUAUCUAUUCUUCCUUUCUACCUUCCUCCCUCCUCCUUUCCUCCCUUCCCCCUCCAACCUUCUUAGCACCUAAACCAGACUUAUUUCUUUGUCAGUGUGUUUUAAGACUGCAUUUUUUUUUAAAAUUUACAUUUAUAUCCAGCCCUUCUCCGAGGACUCAGGGCGGCUUACAGUGUAUAAGGCAAUAGUCUCAUUCUAUUUGUAUAUUUUACAAAGUCAACUUAUUGCCCCCCCCAACAAUCUGGGUCCUCAUUUUACCUACCUUAUAAAGGAUGGAAGGCUGAGUCAACCUUGGGCCGGGCUUGAACCUGCAGUAAUUGCAGGCUGCUGUGUUCUAAUAACAGGCUUCUAACAGCCUGAGCUAUUAUGGCCCAAUUGCUACAUCCUCCUCUUAAGCCAUUCUUUCUUUCAUCGCAGCUUGUUUUCUUAGAGGACAUUCUGCUGAAUAUAAUGGGAGUUUCUGAUCUAAACGUUCUCAAAAAAUGGAGUCACAUACAUAGUAAGAAACUGGGGAUAAAAGAUGGCCUUGCCUAUCACCUGGAACAACCACAGGCCUGAAUGAUAAAAGCUUGUACGUUUAGCAACUUGCUAGUGUAGAAAUGCAAUGCAUUCAGAGGAUUUGAAAUACCAUGUACUUAGGAAGUGUGAGUCUGAAAAAAUACUCCGUUGCAUAGGAUUGUUAAUGCACUACUCUUCUGUAAAGGCUAUUGGCACAGUGAAAUAUCAGCUUGCAUUUUGAUCAGCCUGUUUCCCUCUAUAAUUGUAAGCAAGAGGAAAAGAGAAAGGGAAUCUUUUAAUUGGAAGAUCACAAAUGCAGCUGCACUGAGAGAUUUCUUCUUAAUCUCUUUUCUGAUGUUGUCAGAUUGACUUAUCGCUAUUCAAAAUGUCAGAUGGAAUGGAAUUACACUGACUUGACAGUAAAUAACCCUCAUUUUCCAUGGUUGAAUUAUUUUCUAAUUUUCAACAAUAAAAUAAAAUAUAUUUGCCUUGCAGCUUCAUAUCUUUUGUAUUUUUUUUAUGAUCUAGCUGUUGCCAGACAACACCAGGCUUAAAAAAACCCAGAAUUCCCAGCUACUGUGGCUUUUACUACCGUGGGAAGAAAGGCUGAAUAAUCACAUCUAAAAUACAAUUAUUUAGAUUUACAGUGAAUAGCCAUUGACAAUUAUAGUGCUAAGCAUUAAUCUCCAGAUUGUAGUUAAGUGACUAGGAGAUAACUACAGGUAGUCCAUGAUUUAACAUAACAUAACAUAACAACAGAGUUGGAAGGGACCUUGGAGGCCUUCUAGUCCAACCCCCUGCCUAGGCAGGAACCCUACACCAUCUCAGUCAGAUGGUUAUCCAACAUUUUCUUAAAAAUUUCCAGUGUUGGAGCAUUCACAACUUCUGCAGGCAAGUCGUUCCACUUAUUAAUUGUUCUAACUGUCAGGAAAUUUCUCCUUAGUUCUAAGUUGCUUCUUUCUUUGAUCAGUUUCCACCCAUUGCUUCUUGUUCUACCCUCAGGUGCUUUGGAGAACAGCCUGACUCCCUCUUCUUUGUGGCAACCCCUGAGAUAUUGGAACACAGCUAUCAUGUCUCCCCUAGUCCUUCUUUUUAUUAAACUAGACAUACCCAGUUCCUGCAACCGUUCUUCAUAUGUUUUAGCCUCCAGUCCCCUAAUCAUCUUUGUUGCUCUUCUCUGCACUCUUUCUAGAGUCUCAACAUCUUUUUUACAUCGUGGCGACCAAAACUGGAUGCAAUAUUCCAAGUGUGGCCUUACCAAGGCAUUAUAAAGUGGCACUAACACUUCACGUGAUCUUGAUUCUAUCCCUCUG
Molecule: messenger RNA, 5329 nt
Organism: Ahaetulla prasina
Lineage: Eukaryota; Metazoa; Chordata; Lepidosauria; Squamata; Colubridae
Product: zinc finger and SCAN domain-containing protein 31-like
Exons: 4
Coding region: 325-2025 (566 amino acids)
Biological process (GO): regulation of transcription by RNA polymerase II
Molecular function (GO): RNA polymerase II cis-regulatory region sequence-specific DNA binding; DNA-binding transcription factor activity, RNA polymerase II-specific
Source: RefSeq, a predicted model, not a curated record